Molecule: messenger RNA, 1632 nt
Organism: Phaeodactylum tricornutum CCAP 1055/1
Lineage: Eukaryota; Bacillariophyta; Bacillariophyceae; Surirellales; Neidiaceae
Exons: 1
Coding region: 211-1632 (473 amino acids)
Source: RefSeq, a predicted model, not a curated record
UUUACUUUAACAGCCAAUUACGGUUCCAUUAAAUUACAGUUAGUACGAGUCUCUUUCGUUCGCCGCAGCACUCUUUCCAUAUCCAUCUAGAAUCCAACACCCUACCGUUUGCAACUUCCCUUCUAUGCUUGCGUAUGUGUGAAUUUUGCCUCAACAUCAAUAGCAAAGGCGACGCUGUUCAUCCCGACUUUGCCGGAUUUUUCUCCGCCGAUGCAAUUGAAGCCGCCAUCCGCCAGGUCAACACGCCUCGUCGUCCCGCACCACUUGUCGACGACGAUUCCCUCGCUUCCGAUGACACGGAUGGCACCUAACAUAGGGUUGUCCGGUUUAGUAUCAUCGUCAUCGUGGGAGGAUAUAGCCGUGCCGGCGACAGUGGUCCCCGAGCCUUGUCCGGACGAACCAAAUUUGUACCAGUUGCCGGGCGAUGUCCAUCCAACUUAUCGACCCGUGCCGGCGCUAGCGACGGUUGUAAUAUGGGUUUCGGCGACUCUUGUUGGUGUCUUGACAACAUGGAAGCGGAAACUGUCUUGGGUACUACCAUUCGUAACCGUACAAGCCGGUGGUAGUGCCGGAUCGAUUCCUUGGAAAAAGCUUUCCUUUGCUAUUUGCAAGGCAGUAGUAAUGGGAUUGGCGGUAUCCACUGCUCUACAGGACCUGAUACGACCCCCUUCCCGGAUAUCCAUCGAAACGUUGCGGCAGAAAUAUUUCUUACCGUCACGUCUGUCCAAAUAUACCACCCUUACGAUCGCCAACGAAACACUUGGUGUUCAUUAUCUGGAGUGCGUGACAGUGAACGAGGAAUCCAACGGUGCGCAUCGAGUGUUGUAUUGCAACCACGGGUUUGGGGCAUCGAGUUUGAGUUGGUUGCCAGCUUUGCCAGUUUUGACGAGUCGAUUGAACUGUAACGUUGGUCUAAGCCACGAUGCAGCGGGCUUUGGCUUUACCGGACGUCCACACGGUCUGGAAUCCUACACGAGCAAAUCGUCGGCGAGCAUCGCCAAGCAAUUGUUGCUACCGUGUUUGAAAAGUAAUGCCGAGACUACUGUUGUCUUGAUGGGUCAUUCCAUGGGUUGUAUAACUACACUCCAACUUGCUUUGCAGUUGGAUGUUUGCGUCCCGAAACGCAUUAUUCUGUGUGCACCAGCGCUUGGCCUCCGAUCGGGUAAAAAGGGUAAACAGAAUGGCCGCCGCUACCUCCCAAAAGUACUCGUGGAUAUUCCCGCUUCUUAUCUUUUACGACGGGCUGUGGGAAGGCCAGGCUUUUGGCGUAGAGGCUUGUCGGUGGCAUGGGGAAAUGCAAAGCUCUUGUCAGACACGGACUGUUUGCGUUUUCAAUGGCCUUCAAUUGGGAAAGGAUGGGAACGAGGACUCCUAGACUUUGCGAGAGCGCAGAGUCUUACUAGAGAACUGUCCACGGACGAAGAGAUUUUGCGGAAUGUCAUGGCACUGCCCAACACAACAAUUGAUGUGAUUGUAGGUGGUAAAGAUAGAAUUGUCUCCCCUCAACGCAUUCGAAAAUUUCUUGCGGCAUUUCCGAAUAUCAAUAUUGUUGAGCUUGAUGAUGUUGGUCAUGAUGCAUUCGAAGAAGAUGUAGAGCUCUUUGUGAACACCGUUGAUGACUUGCUGAAAUAG